Striga asiatica is the source of this 4293-nucleotide messenger RNA. Lineage: Eukaryota; Viridiplantae; Streptophyta; Magnoliopsida; Lamiales; Orobanchaceae. The record is from the annotation of a GenBank genome assembly.
UNGAUCUGCAGCCUCUGGUUUAGAGAAUUGUAUGUUCUAAUUGGUUUGGCUUGGCCCGAGUUCGAGGCUCGGGGAAUGGCACGCAUGGCUCGGAAUAUGGAAUCUAGCUGUGGAAGUUCAGGCGGCAGCUAUUUGCAGAAAUUCAGACUUUAUGAAACUCGCUCGGUAUAGUUGUUUGAUCUCGUUGGUUUGUUGCUUGAUUGUGUGUUUAAUGUUUUUGUCCUGUUUAGAUUGUGGUUGCUGUAAAAUUGGAGGGCUGAAUGGUUGGUUGAAGGCGUUGGUGUAGGUCUGUUGGGUAUUUAAGUCCUAUUACUCUUGUGGAUUGUGUAAUUCUCAAAUCCUCGAAAAGUAGACUUUAAUCUAAUGAUGUGUAUAUUACAGCCGUAGAUGUAAUCCCAAUAAGAAUUAAUAUAUUUUUAGAUGCUUGAAUAUGUUGGAUUUCAUGCCUCCAUGUUUCAUAUUCGCUGUUUAUCUCUGUUUCUCCCUUUUCGACUUUGAAUUUAUUAUUGUUCGUCUUUGUCUUGUUUGUCACUCUUCUUUGAUUUUACAAUUUUGUAUAAAUCUGCGGCGACUAGAAAGAACGGAGAAAAGGUGAUUUAAGACCCUUUUUUCAUCUCAUUAACUAAUCAUUCUUGUGUGGCUUUAUGUUGGAAAGUGUGUAUCGAAUCAGACAGAAUAUUACGGUCUUGACUUUUUACUGCUUGUAUGACGCUGGCCAAAGGUUAGCUCAAGCUGUAGAAAAAAAAAAAAAAAUUGUAAGUGAAGUAAUUAAGAAGAUAUGAUAACUGCAUUAUGUUGAGGUUGGGUUGUGCCAGUGGUUUUCUAAAUGUAGAUUGUAGAGACCUGCUAGUGGUAGAUGUAUCUAGAAACCUUUGUAACACAUGUUUAAAAAAGGUAGAGACUGUACACGCAUUUGUGCUUGUAAAUAUUAUUUCAUGUGCAUUGAGCAUUUUCUAAAAUCUCAUGUUCGUAUCCAGCUGGAUCUAGUGCGUAUCAAAAUCAAGUAUCUGUUGCAUUAAUUGAACUUUAGAUUCUGAAGUUGACACCUUGUCAAUGUUUGGCCAUGUCUGUGAGACGUACUGGACACGUUCAUAAAACAGAUAAAAUCAAUAUUUGGAAAGUGUCAAGUUACAUGUGCCUUAUAAAGUAAUGUAUAUCUUAUUGUAAAUUCGUAAACUUUAUGAGUUUUCCAAAUGCCCAAAAUCAACCAAUGGUAUUUAGAGGAAGGUUUACUAUUAUACUACGCUUGGUCAUGUUAAAUUGCUAUAUGCUGUUUUACAGAAAGAUCUGUAGCUAGACACCUCCCAUAUUCCUGGAUGUAUGUUGAAUAUGGGUGGUUCUCAACACUUGUAGUUAUGUGUGUUUUUGUCACAUCCUUGCUCUCUCAAUCUCUUUGCACUUUUGCAGUUCUCCCGUGUUCCUCUUAUUUCCUUUUUCCUUGAAGAAGGCAUCCAAGAAACUCGACAGCAAUGUAUUAUUGUUCCAAUUUUCACAUUCGUUAUUAUUGAUAAGUUUUCUUGUGCUCUAGAACUUCUAUAUGAUUGGACGAGACAAGAAUAGAACAUGUUGGAAAGUCUUGAAGAUCAACAGAUUAGAGCAGUCAGAGCUAAGUGUUACUGAAGAUACUACUACAUAUUCACAAAUUGAAUGUUAUGAUCUGCUGAAAAGAAUUCAUGAAGGGAACAAGUGUACUGGUGGAUUGAAGUUCGUCACCACCUGCUAUGGAAUUAUUGGAUUCAUAAAACUUUUGGGACCUUAUUACAUGUUGCUUAUCACUAAAAGAAAAAAGAUGGGCUCAAUUUGUGGGCAUGAAGUAUAUUCUAUUGCCAAAAGCGAGAUGAUUGCUAUACCAAAUCCUACUCCGCACACAAAUAUGGCUUAUUCUAAGAAUGAGAACAGAUACAAGAAGCUUCUGCGCAACGUGGAUCUUACCAAGGAUUUCUAUUUUAGCUACUCCUACCAUGUUAUGCUUAGUCUUCAAAAGAAUCUAACCAAUCACGAAACAGGAUUAGUUCUCUAUGAGACCAUGUUUGUGUGGAAUGAGUUCUUAACUCGAGGAAUUCGUAAUCAGCUCAAGAAUUCGAGUUGGACUGUGGCAUUGGUUUACGGAUCCUUUAGACAGGUUAAACUUUCAAUAUCCGGGCGUGAUUUCAAUCUAAUUCUUAUUGCCAGAAGAUCUCGUCAUUACGCUGGUACCAGAUACAUGAAACGGGGGGUGAAUGAGAAGGGCCGUGUAGCAAAUGAUGUUGAGACUGAGCAAAUUGUUCUUGAGGAUGUCGUGGAAGGAAAUCCUAUGAAAAUAUCUUCUGUUGUCCAGAACCGGGGUUCAAUUCCUCUCUUUUGGUCACAGGAGACUUCGAAAUUGAAUAUUAAACCUGACAUCAUACUAUCAAGGAAGGACGAGAAGUAUGAAGCCACCAAACUUCACUUCGACAAUCUAGUCAAGAGAUAUGGGAAUCCUAUUAUAAUAUUAAAUUUGAUUAAGACUCGCGAGAAGAAGCCAAGAGAAUCAAUUCUCCGUGCAGAGUUUGCGAAUGCUAUUGAAGUUAUUAAUAAAGAUCUUGCACAUGAAAACCGCUUGAUGUUCCUUCACUGGGAUUUGAGUAAAUACUCCAGAAACAAGGCAGCGAGUGUGUUGGCGUAUUUAGUCAAAGUAGCAACCAAUGCAUUGGAUUUGACUGGCUUCUUUUAUUGUCAAGUACUCCCAUCUUCAAGCCAACUCCCUUGCAGCAGCAACUGCUAUGGUGAUUGUUCUGAUGAGGACCUCUCCAAUGCGACUGAGGAUGCUUGUGUCCCGACUUCUAAAGAUAGUGUCAAUGAUGAGGUUGGAAGUCAUUUGGUCAAGCCUCCGGUGUUUCAGAAAGGGGUUCUGAGAACGAAUUGCAUCGACUGCUUGGAUCGCACAAAUGUGGCACAAUACGUCUAUGGGCUGGUUGCUCUUGGCCAUCAGUUGCAUGCAUUAGGAUAUAUUGCUGUUCCAAACAUAAGCUUAGACUCUGCUUUGGCUGAUGAUCUAAUGAAGAUAUAUGAAGCUAUGGGUGACACACUUGCUCUACAGUACGGUGGGUCUGCGGCCCAUAACAAGAUCUUUUCAGAGAGAAGGGGUCAGUGGAAAGCAGCAACACAGUCUCAGGAGUUAUUUAGAACUCUUCAACGUUACUAUAGUAAUGCCUACAUGGAUGCUGAGAAACAGGAUGCCAUUAACAUAUUCCUCGGACAUUUCCAACCACAACAGGGUAAGCCUGCUCUAUGGGAGCUGGAUUCCGAUCAGCAUUAUGACGUUCGAAGGCGUGGUUCUGAUUUUGCAGAAGAAAGUGCAAGGUCAUUUAUCAAAAGGUCUCUAUCUGAUGGCAAUAUUCUUUCUGAAGACAACUCGCCUAUUGUCGAUUCAAAGGUUAUACAGAUGGACAGUUCUCAUAGAACAGUGCCUGAUAAGGCUAAAGGCUGUAAACUGGGGCUUUCGGAUUCAACUCCAGAAUUUUCAACUUGUGAAAGUGAUGUAUCCUAUUCCAGGUAUACACCCUCAAUGCCCCGUACACGGCUUUUCCCUGAUUCACAACCAGAGAGGUAUCUGGACAAUGACUGCACAUAUUAUGUUGAUCGUGAGGAUUCAUUCAACUGUUCAAAUUUUCUUGAUGUUGAUUGGCUUUCUUCAUCUGGAAACUCUUGUGAAGAUGAAGCAUACGAGAGAUCAUUGCUCGUUGGAUCUUCAUCUGCUGCUGGCAUGUCGCUGGGAGAGCUAAAAACGGGAAUGAACUCAUCUUAUCAGCCUGAAUCCAGCUUGAAGGGAAAGGAGCUAGCCAGUGGUGACCUCAGCUGUGAUGCCGCCAGUAACUCGAACGAACUUUCAGGCUUUUCCGAAAGAUUCAUGCAGUGGGUCAAUGGAGAUAUGCUUUUCCCGUGAUGUUUACUUCAAAUCGUGCUCGAGUCCAUCUUAAGGGUCGAUCGAUGAUUGACCCAAACAAUACUCGAGAAGGAAAACGGUCAAAAUUUUUUCCUAACAGAGGAUAGGCAUUUAUCAAAUGAAGAAGCUUUUUGUUUUUCCUCCCCCCAAAUUGUACAUUUGCAGAAGUAAAUUUCAAACCUGUCUAGUUGUGAUUCUUAGAAGUCAUAGGACUUAGUUGUUACACACUUGUGCUACGUUGUCCUCUUGGUCUUAUUGGUUCCUUGUCCAAGCUAACAACUUGAUACAUUUUUCAAUUUUGUAAAUAUUCCAUUAGGUGAUUUAUUUACUCAAAUGUAAUAUAAUCAUAAGAUAAAAAUUAUUGAGAUCAUUUUAUUUUAUUUUUUUAA